Messenger RNA from Oxyura jamaicensis (ruddy duck), 1902 nucleotides. It is a transcript of the gene LSM4, whose product is annotated as LSM4 homolog, U6 small nuclear RNA and mRNA degradation associated. Gene Ontology annotation, cellular component: U6 snRNP; spliceosomal tri-snRNP complex; P-body. The transcript is spliced from 5 exons. Gene Ontology annotation, biological process: P-body assembly; mRNA splicing, via spliceosome; spliceosomal snRNP assembly. Bases 63 to 479 code for a protein of 138 amino acids. NCBI's taxonomy places the organism in Eukaryota, Metazoa, Chordata, Aves, Anseriformes, Anatidae. Gene Ontology annotation, molecular function: U6 snRNA binding. The record is from RefSeq and is a predicted model, not a curated record.
CUCCGCGCGGGGCCGGGGGCGGUUUGAGCGGCGGCGGCCGGCGCGGCGGCGGCUCCGGCACGAUGCUGCCCCUGUCCCUGCUGAAGACGGCGCAGAACCACCCCAUGCUGGUGGAGCUGAAGAACGGCGAGACGUACAACGGGCACCUGGUGAGCUGCGACAACUGGAUGAACAUCAACCUGCGCGAGGUCAUCUGCACCGCCCGGGACGGCGACAAGUUCUGGAGGAUGCCGGAGUGCUACAUCCGGGGCAGCACCAUCAAAUACCUCCGGAUCCCUGACGAAAUAAUCGACAUGGUGAAGGAAGAGGUGGUGUCCAAGGGCAGGGGCCGCGGCGGGAUGCAGCAGCAGAAGCAGCAGAAGGGCCGCGGCGUUGGCGGCGCCGGACGAGGUGUGUUUGGUGGCCGUGGCCGAGGAAUACCGGGCAGUGGAAGAGGCCAGCAGGAAAAAAAGCCGGGCAGGCAGUCAGCGAAGCAGUGAGGGGCUGCCUGCCCCCUGGCCGGGGACAGUGCCGCGGUGCUCUUUGGUUUGAUCACACCUCAGGAUUGCCACGCGUUCAAAAGUGUUCCGUUUCUGCUCCUCGACCCGUGCCCGAAUCAUGUAGUUGGGAAGCCCCUCGCGAUUUAAUCCGGUAAAGUGGAGUUACACGUUUUGGUCAGCAAGUCUGCAAUUGGAAACGUCCAAAAAAUCAUCAUCAUAAUUCACGGUUAAGGACCUAACUUCAGCCCUCUCCUGAGAGCGGAAGCACUGUUUAAUUUUUCAGGGUCUCCGGGUGUAAUUUAAAGGAAUAUCGUGUGCCGUGGUGUAAGAACGAAGGCGAGCGCUUUCCGGAUUGUUUGUGUUCCUUUUUUGUUUCUUUUAUACUUGAAGCUUUGGAAACUUGUUGCGUUUGUAAGCUGCAGGCGCUUUGGUUUGAAAGCACUGAACUUGAGGAUACCGUGUCUCUACGUGAGCGGUCUUAAAGGUUUGUUUGCUGUUAUUUUUAACAAAGCAGACUUUUAAGCCGCCCCCUUAUCCUCCGUUUGGGGCCGGUCAGCGCUGGCUCUCUCCAAAAGGAGAACCUGGGGUUGAACGUCGCGUCGCCCUUCAAGGGCUGUUUCCCGGAGAGCUCCGCGAUUUGAGGGAUUCCCAAUUAGCGCCUUUCUAAUUUGACUCCGGAUUAGAAUUUUCCUUUAAAGGAAAGGCUUUUCCAUGUUUCCUCGUGGAAGGCUGCUGUGCCCCUUGCUCCUCGCUUUUUUUUGUUUUCUUGAAAAGCAGCCGAGCUGGUGAUUUCCUCCCCCCCCCCCCCCCCCUUCUCUCCCUUGUGCCUGUGACACGAAAUCCCCAAAUCUGAUUUCUGGAGUUCCACCAGCGUUCCUCAAGCUGAUUCCUCGUGCUACGCGGGGACCGCCUUCGCUCUACCACUGUCACUUCGUUUUCUGGCCGUACCUCUCCCUCCUCGGGGACACGGAGCGCGCGCGUGCCCCUCCUGUGGGUUAACAAGUUCCCGCUUCUCUCUAGGUCAGGUUGCUCCGAGUCUUCCAACCCACAGGGUCCCACGAGCAAAAUGCGCCCCAAAAUAUUGUCCUGAAUCUGAAUUGAAAGCCUGUGGGGGGGCACGGGGGGGGGGAAGAAAGAGGCUUUAGGCCCUGCCUGAAGUCCCCGGUGGAUGAAAUUGUUUAAUUUUAGGGUAAAAGCAGAAGAUAUUGUAACUCGCUCUGAACGUUUUCUUGGUUUUGUGAUUUAUUUUGUUUUUCUUUACAACUGAUUUCCACGUUGAAGCCUACUCUCUGCCAUCACUGCUGGGAAGAGAAAACGAGUAAAAAGAAAAAAAACGUGCUUUUAUAUAUACUUAUUUUUUUAAACGUUUAUAAAAACCUGUGCGAAGUGGUGAGUAGGAAUAAAUCGCCGACCUGUCGAAAAA